AUGACACCGAAGGCGAUGGGGGCGGCCCGCCGUCUGACUAAACACCAGGCGGUGGAGAAAUGGUCGGAGGCUCUCCUCCGACCAAGAGCCGGACUGCGGGCCGUCCAGGCCAUCCAGCCAGUACUUCAGGAAUGGCUGUCGAGAAAGCCCGGACUCUCAUAUAGAGUCGUGCAGGUGCUCACCGGGCACGGGUGCUUCGGAGAGUACCUGCACGACAAGGCGUGGAGGGAGCCAUCGCGAAGAUGCCACCACUGUACGGAGGUCAGGGACACGGCGCAACACACGGUCGAACAUUGCCCAGCUUGGGCAGACCAGCGCCGUGCCCUGACCAACGUCAUCGGGGGGACCUUGGGCUUCUCAGCAUGGUCAAGGCCAUGCUGGAAAGCCCACUUAAAUGGGAGGCGGUCGCCUCCUUUUGUGAGGACGUCCUCACGCGGAAGGAGGCGGCCGAAAGAGAGAGAGAGGCCGACCCUGAUGCGCCCCCAAUGCGGCGCAAGAGGAUCGGCCUACGAGGGAGAAGGUUUGCCGCCCAGGCGGCGAGAGAUUGAGGAGAUCGAGGAGGGGGCGGGAUAG
This is a messenger RNA of Nylanderia fulva, 573 nucleotides long. Lineage: Eukaryota; Metazoa; Arthropoda; Insecta; Hymenoptera; Formicidae. The record is from RefSeq and is a predicted model, not a curated record.